Molecule: messenger RNA, 1942 nt
Organism: Belonocnema kinseyi
Lineage: Eukaryota; Metazoa; Arthropoda; Insecta; Hymenoptera; Cynipidae
Gene: MED17
Product: mediator of RNA polymerase II transcription subunit 17
Exons: 4
Coding region: 181-1542 (453 amino acids)
Biological process (GO): regulation of transcription by RNA polymerase II
Cellular component (GO): mediator complex; core mediator complex
Molecular function (GO): transcription coregulator activity
Source: RefSeq, a predicted model, not a curated record
AAUGGCGACGUUUCACAUUGGGUGAUUUGGUGUGAUUGUUGUCAUUUGCGCGACUAUUGUUUCUUUUGUGUAAGAAAAACCCAUUUGAAAAUCAAAUCAAGGGAAGCAAAUAUAAUGAAUACAUUGUAAAUAGUGAAAAAAGUGUAAUAUAAAUAUUCGAUGAUACAGAUCGCAUGAAGAAUGUCGUAUUCUAAUUCUGUAAACAGUGUAAACGUUUCGGUGGAAGCACCGAUUGAGAAUUUGAUUCAAGAAAUCACAUAUGAUGGUCAAGAAAUUUAUCAAGCACCCUUGACCUUGUCGGAGAAUUUGGCCAAAAUCGCCCAGAAGAUUGAUUUCAGUAAAACUAAUGGCGAAGAAGUUAAAAAGGAACCAUCUGAGAAUGGAGGCAAAGAUGAAGAACCAAAAGACACUACUGCUCAGUCCACGUUAUGGCCUUGGGAUACUGUCAGAAACAAUCUAAGUUCGCUAGGAAUUGUGACACGUAAGGCCGACGGUUUACCAGUAGACGGUACUGCAGGAAGUAGCGCAUUCGGAUUGGGCGAGGCAGGUGGACUUGUACUGGUGUCUUCUUCUUCCUCCGCUUUUGUCACUUCGAACAUUCCCGUUUGCGUUUUGCCAGGCAUACAGCUGAUAAUUGGACUAUGUCACAGUACCGGCAACGACAAAAAGCCCUCAGCACCGCCAGCUCACAAAACCGAUCACGAUCACGUACUCGAGCAUUCAUUGCAUCAAUUACUGCGUGAAGUACAUCACAAAAAUACUCAUCAUCCAUUCCCUCAUCCUGCGUCUGGUCCACUGGGCCCAAGCAAACGCAGAUGUCUUGCAGGUCCAAGUGCAGCUGAUCGAUAUGAACUGAUCGAGAUGACCAAGAGUCAGACUUUAUUGGAACAAAUCAUCCAGCAGGCCCAACACUUCUUUAUGCGUCUGCGAACAGAAUACGUUUUAGAUACAAUUGCCAAGGAAGUGAAAGAUCCUCUUAUCGUUUCUCAUUGGAAUGCUCUCAAUUCGCCGACUCAGUCCUGUGUGAAGAUAAAUAUUCUAACUCACGGUUACGACUCGAUGUAUCGCACAUCUCUGGUCGUGCAUGUCGGUGAAAAAUCUCUCAAGUGUGUUUGUCGGGAUGGCAGAGUGAUGCACAUGAGUUACGAGCCUCAAGAAUUGCGCGAUCUAAUCUUCUGUCAGAUCCAUCAGCACCAAAUUAUCGCGGUUCAAUCUUUAGCGAAAUGUAUGGGUUGGCAGUUUCUUUCGAACAGUUCGCAUCUAGGUCUUGGGGCAGUGGAGCCGCUUGGAAAUGCGAGCAGUUGUAUAUUGGCAUCUCCAAUUGGCGACAGAAUGAUAGCGGUCAGAUGUGAACCGCAAAAUGGGAUUCAGGUUGCAAUAGCUCAUUCGCCGCGAAAGGACUUCUUCCCGGGUCAACUGGUGCGAGAGAGAAAGUGGGAAAAUCUCGGAGGAUCGUUCAAAGAGGUCAGAUGGGACAAAAUGGAGGGGAAGAACUUCUUGAAUAAGAUGGAACUGCUCAUGGCUUCCCUCACAAGCUCUUAAUAAUUUGCGAGAGACAUUAAACAGGGUGAUAGAAUUAAGGUGAUAGUGAAGUUUGAGUUUCUAAAUAUGUACAAGAUUUUUAGGUAGGCAAUUUGAUUGUUAUGCAUCUGUAACGAAUACACAUCAAGAAUUACUUAACGGUGAAUUUGUCAAUUUUAUAACAGUUUAUUGUUUACAAAAAAGACUGAUACGAAUGACACAUUAGUUGCAGUGACGGAUGGUGUAAAAUUAACAAGACAGUAAAUUAAUUGAAAAUUUUAAUUCUUAUUGAAUACGAGCAGAGUGCAUUAUAUUUUGUCUGUACAUUUUCUUACUGCGGACUAACAUCAUUCUUACAAUAUUUUUUACGUAACAUGAAAAGGAAAAUCAAUAAAUUAUUGGAAUACGAUUUCGAAAAUGA